Messenger RNA from Megalops cyprinoides (Indo-Pacific tarpon), 676 nucleotides. RefSeq names its product parvalbumin beta-like. The record is from RefSeq and is a predicted model, not a curated record. Gene Ontology annotation, molecular function: calcium ion binding. The transcript has 5 exons. NCBI's taxonomy places the organism in Eukaryota, Metazoa, Chordata, Actinopteri, Elopiformes, Megalopidae. Gene Ontology annotation, cellular component: nucleus; cytoplasm. The coding region runs from base 78 to 407 and encodes 109 amino acids.
GUUGGCUGAGAGACCACUGCAGUUGCUCGCUUCAUCUCACCGAACCCCACUCUAGCCCUAAACACAACUGAGCUAAAAUGGCAUUCGCCGGUGUUCUGAAUGAGGCUGACAUCACUGCAGCCCUGCAGGCAUGCCAAGCUGCCGACAGUUUCGACCACAAGGCCUUCUUUGCCAAGGUCGGUCUGACUGGCAAGUCCCUUGAUGACAUCAAGAAGGCUUUUGCAAUCAUUGACCAGGACAAGAGUGGCUUCAUUGAGGAGGAUGAGCUGAAGCUGUUCCUGCAGAACUUCUCUGCUGGUGCCAGACCAUUGACUGACGCUGAGACCAAGACCUUCCUUAAAGCUGGGGACACCGAUGGUGACGGCAAGAUCGGAGUUGAUGAGUUUGCUGCUAUGGUGAAGGCAUAAAUAUCAGCUGACCAAUGCCUUGUGCCUUGAUGGAACAACUUUGCCCAAGACCUCCCCUUCUCAUCUGAAUAUAAAUAAUUUUUAUACAUUUGCCUGUGACAUGCCUGCAGACCGUUUCCUCUCUUGCAGCACUCUGUCCAAAGUGAUGAUUGUAAAUGUAGUGCGGUUGUUUUUCAUGUCUUGAAUAUGAAUUUUGCUUACUGUAAAAUCUGAUGCACUUUUGAGGAACAAAAAGAGAGUAAAAGAAUAAAUAUUCUUUUGCAAUAGAA